Molecule: messenger RNA, 2346 nt
Organism: Cheilinus undulatus (humphead wrasse)
Lineage: Eukaryota; Metazoa; Chordata; Actinopteri; Labriformes; Labridae
Gene: tbpl1
Product: TBP-like 1
Exons: 8
Coding region: 326-889 (187 amino acids)
Biological process (GO): DNA-templated transcription initiation
Molecular function (GO): DNA binding; general transcription initiation factor activity
Source: RefSeq, a predicted model, not a curated record
AGGUUGUAGGACUUGUUGGACUUUUGUCGUAGAGGGGCAGAGGGGUCUGUGGAUCUGUGCAAGAAUUUCACCGCUGACUGGACUGUGUAUGACUCGGGGUUUCAGCUCUGACCAAGCUAAAAAGAUAUCAAUGAGAGUCCUGUUUUGAGCCACACCUCUGUAUAUCAAGUGGAGGGGAAGCACACAUGCAAACCAGAUACUUUGGUACUUCAACCAAGCCUUUUGUCUCCUCGUCCAGUCCUCAGAUGUUGGUAAUGAUGGAAUUAACGGUCAAUGCCUAAGGAGAAAGCACUUGUGAAUUUCUUGCUGCGCCACACACUUCCUCAUGGAUUCCAGCAAUGACGAUGCACUUGAUAUCAUUAUCACCAAUGUGGUGGCAACCUUCAGGACCAGGUGCCACCUCAACCUUCGCACCAUUGCCUUAGAGGGAGCAAAUGUCAUCUAUAAGCCUGAAGUAGGGAAAGUCCUGAUGAAGCUACGUAAGCCCACGAUAACAGCUUCAAUCUGGUCCUCAGGGAAAAUCAUUUGCACUGGAGCAACAAGUGAGGAUGAGGCGAAGCUGGGUGCUCGCAGGUUAGCACGCUGUCUGCAGAAACUGGGCUUCAAGGUGAAGUUUUCAGCCUUCAAAGUGGUGAACGUCCUGGCAGUGUGCUCAAUGCCAUUUGCAAUCCACCUUAUAGACUUCACUAAGAACAAUCGACCCAUUGCCAGCUAUGAACCAGAGCUCCAUCCUGCUGCCACAUACAGGAUCAAAAACAUCAAGGCCACUGUCCAGGUGUUUUCUACUGGCAACAUCACAGUUACAGGACCAAAUGUGCAGAAUGUGGCCACAGCUGUGGAGCAGAUCUACCCUCUACUGUUUGAGUGUCAGAGACCCCUCUGCAAAUAAAACAAAAAGGUCAAAGACCAAAAGACAUGACAGAAGUGAAGCACCUUUCCCUGGAUUCAUUUGCCUGAUUAGAACACUCAACAGCAACAUCCUUACACUUCAAACUAAUCAGUGGACUGGAUUUUAAAAAGUUCUUAACCCUGGCUGAAGACUUACACACCCUCCAGGAAGCUGACUUGGACUAUUUGAGGUGUUCAUAACCUGAACGUGAAUGUUUGCCUUUCAGACUUUGAAGAAAAAUUCUCCUCAGAACUGGACUUACACUGAACACCAUGGAGGUUAUUUGCUGUUGGUGUUUUUGCAUGGACAUCGAAAGACAGAUUCUCAAGAUCCAAAACAUUUGAAUGCUUAAGCGUUGUGACCAGUGGGAGGAAUCUGUAUUCUUAAACUGGAGAAACUUCAUUCUUAACUCUAUUGACAAGAUACCCCACGUCUGCAAUUGCUCUGGAAAAAUCUCCGUCCACAACUGGAUUUCAGGUGUUAAAGCAUGUCCAAGGCAUUAAAUGUUCUUGACAGCACUCAAGCCAUGGACUUGAGCAUGGACUGUUACACAGAGGAAGAACUGAUCUUAAGGCAGAUCAUGUAUCUGCACACAAAAUGCAUUAACUCCUGAUUUUAAUCAUUUCUGUUAUUUUAAACUUUUUAUGUUUCAGACUUCACAGUGAUUGUGCUUUGAAUUUUGUUGUUUGAUCAGAAUGCACACAACCAUUGUGACUUUAAUCCUCCUCUUUUUCUGGUAGUUUUAAACACAGGAAAAACUUGAAAUUGUUUGUAGAGGCUGCUAAUCUCUGAUAAACGGGGGGGAAAAAAACAAGAAAAGGUUCAAGAGUGCAGGUACAGGUUUUCAGGUGGUGAGAAGUUAAGCCAUAGACCCGGAUUAUGCUUGUACAAAAGAACCCCUGGUUAGUCCCAGGCCGUAGUGGCACUGAGAGAAUCAAGGUUUUUCAAAUAAGCUAAUUAACAGGCAGAGGAAUUAAAUGCAAUGAAAACUAGCAUCUUAGAAAUUACAGCAACGGUAGAUGACUGGUUAACUGAGGCUGUAAUGUAAAGAGCUUAUGGUGAUAAAAAGCAUUACAUAUGAAAAUGUACAGCUGUUAUCUGAACUGUGUACAGUUCAAAGGCUUGGAGAUCCGCUCAUACACAUUUGUAUUUUAUUUAAGGUCAUGAAAGUGUUGGAGAAAGCUGUGCUAACAUGAUCCAGUACCUGUAGACACUUAAACCAUCUGUGGACUAAAUAAGAAAACCAACAACGAAAGGCUAACUGUUUUAAAUGGGAUCCUGCUGAUGGGCUGUGUAUUUGUAUGUAUAUAGUUAAAAAGGAAAAGGUGUUGACAAAAUUUUACAUGUUGUUGCAGGAAUGUGGGAUGGGCUAAGUGAUCCAGUGUCCAUUGAGGAUUUGUGAUGUAUAUUCAGGAUUUUGUAUUUUGUAUAAAAAUAAAGGUUAAUGAUAAAACGGG